This is a messenger RNA of Hydractinia symbiolongicarpus, 1156 nucleotides long. RefSeq names its product mediator of RNA polymerase II transcription subunit 20-like. Bases 117 to 722 code for a protein of 201 amino acids. Lineage: Eukaryota; Metazoa; Cnidaria; Hydrozoa; Anthoathecata; Hydractiniidae. Gene Ontology annotation, molecular function: transcription coactivator activity. The transcript has 6 exons. Gene Ontology annotation, cellular component: mediator complex. The record is from RefSeq and is a predicted model, not a curated record. Gene Ontology annotation, biological process: regulation of transcription by RNA polymerase II.
ACAAACAAUUAUAAUGGCGCAAUAACCGCACGCUUGCAUUCCUUCUUUGCUACUGGUAUUUGCCAGGCAACACAUGGUUUAACUGAGAACUGGGUUGUUGACUUUCUUCAUCUGCAAUGGGUGUGACAUGUGUAUUUCCAAUAACAAUUCCAGAUGGAAAAAGUUCUCACCAGGUUUUUGACUGUAUUCAAAAGAAAUUAGAAUUUGUUUCUGCAGAAAAAGUGGGAAGUUGGAACGUUGACUGUGAAGCAUACCAAUCAACGCAGACUACAGAUGGGAAUGUCAAGCUCAUCUAUUUAAUGCACAGUAGUGAACAACCACAACUCACAUUUUCUAUUUUGGAAAACAAUACUUGCGUGGUUUCAGACAAUGGAUUUCAUUUGAUGAUCAGUAAACUGAAAUUAUUUUAUACACCAAGGAAAGGAGGGAAAAUCGAUGUGAAAGGGACGAAAUAUGCUCUUGGUGAUUUUGAUAUUAAAGUUGGCAACAUAACUCAAGCAUCUAAUUUUAAGGGGAUCCUUAUGGAGGUGGAAUACAAGCCGUGUUCGGUUCCCAAUCAAUGCUGGAGUUUGUUGAACGAAUUCGUUACCACCGUUCUUCAUAUUAACGCCACUUUUCCUACCCAACCACGGUCACUAGUGGAUCAAAAACUGAAUAUGUUUUGUAUAGCUGAUACAAUGCUUCAAUACCUCCCUUUUAUAUCAUCUACGAAGAAGUCCUGAGACAGUGUUUGGAAAUAGAAAUCAUCACAGGAGGAGUAUCGAGGGAAGCUUAAAUAACGUUUGUUAUUGCGCGAGAAUAUUUACGUCAACCGAACUAACAGUUUUGCAUCGUAAAUAUAUUAGGAUAAAUUCACAUGUGGACAUAUUUGUUGUUCCAUUGAACUUGAUGUUUUUGUCAACAUCUUUCAUGUUACUUUUUUGCGAUAUUAUUUGAUCCUAUCAGGCUUUUUUAACCCUUUUUCACUUUAGUUUACAAUAACAUUAGACCGCCCGUGGGCGACAUCUAAUUGUUUGGUUAGAGCGAGAUAUUUGUCCCGAUAUUUUUUUGGAAUUUUUUUCUAUGGUGUUAUAUUUCGCCGCACAACUUCAUUGUCAUGUAAUCAUUGUUUUGACGGGGUCCGUACACUUUCGUGAGAGAGAUAAUUUUCACUUCA